CUUCGCAGUCUUCCAAACUCAUGACCUUGGAGGACAGAUGCGGUUGCUAUGUCCUUGCGAGUCAUAUUUACAAUGCGUUAGGAUCCAUGAUCAUCGUCUGAUCCAUGUUAGUCCCAGAAUAGUGAAUAAACUAGUAGAUUUCAUACGUUAUGGACCGGAGAAUAUGCAAGUAAGAAAUCUCUGUAAAUAUUAAUGUGAGGUUGUUUGUGAUUUUGAUCACACAUUGUCCAAAUACAUUCACAAUUCUGAGAAGGUUCCUGUUUGUCAUGAAUUGUUCAUGAAAAAUCCCAGAAUUCCUGAGAUAUCUAGAUUACGGCUCAAGGAGCUUCUGGACCUUUACUUACCGCUUGAAACGUCUUGCGGCAUAUAUGAGUGCGAGAAGUUGUCACUCAUGAUGGAAUUUUGGAAAUUGGCCCAUAAAGCAUUGGUUGACGGGAAUGUAUCUCGAAGUGAUAUUGAUGGUUGUGUUUUGGAAGGUGGAAUAGUUCUAAGGAAUAAUGCAACUGAUUUUGUAAAUAAGUUGGCUCAACUCAACAUACCACUAAUUGUAUUCUCUGGAGGCAUAGGAAAUGUUAUAGAAACAGUCCUGACAUCGUCAGGUGUAUCCUUGGAAAAUGUUCGUGUUGUUUCAAAUUUUAUGGACUUCAAUCCUGAAGGUCGUUUGGUUGGAUUUCAAGAUCCUGUUAUUCAUUCUCUUAAUAAAAUGUAUAAUGUAAUACAAAAUUCUGAAUAUUUUGAAACCAUUCUGUCGAAAAGAAUUUGCAUUCUUCUUAUUGGUGACUCAACUAAUGAUGCAAAGAUGAUUGAUGAUGGGGAAAAGUUUUCUUAUGAAAAAGUUAUAGUUAUUCGUAUAGGAUUUUUAAAUGAAAAAAAUGACGAGAAAAUGGAAUUAUUCCGUUCAUUAUACGAUCUGGUUCUUUUGAAUGACGAGACAUUUGAUAUUCCUUUGUUCAUUUUAUCAUCUAUCGUUGAUUCUAUUGAACUAUGUAAACAUGAGAGCAACAAUGAGACCGCAAAUAUCUGACAAUAAUACUUUUAAAGAGAUGGGUUUUUUUGAUAAAAAUUGUAUUCUAAUUAUAAUAAAGUAUUUAAAUCCUUGUUUGGUUUUUAAGAAAAAGGUGUUAUUUGGUGAAGUGGCAGUACCAAGGCAUUCAAAUUCAUAAAAUUGAUGCUCGGGUAGUUGUUCAAGGGAAAUAUAAAGUGUUCUGCUAAUAAUUUUCCACUAACUAAGAAAAAGACUCGUAAUUUAUUAGUUUCAUUGUUUGAAUUAAUGGAUGACUAAUUGAAUUUCCAGUAGUGAACAUAACAUAGAUUCGAGUAUAUUCUAUUUCAACAGCCUGAAGUAAAACAAAUCGUGUACCUUCAUCAAAUAAUCUGACUAUUCACUAUGAAAUAUUUUCUUUAACUUGGAGAUAUUCGAAGAAAGUUCAUCAAUAUUCAUUGUUGACCAUGGAGAAAAAUAUGACAAAUUCUACUGAAAAUCGUAAUUCCUAUACUUCAUGAUUUUCUAUUUCUAACCAUUUCAUACGAGAAUUCUGAUUGAUUUCUUUAAACAACACAAUGUAUAUGAAUCACUUAAUUUAUUUAACUCAUCCCUUGUACAAGACUUGGUAUGGUGUUAUUUAUAACCACAUAAAAGACUUCUAAACAUUUAAGUAAUAAGGUUUCGGUGUACGAUUUUUCUAGUGAACUUUCAAUGAAAUAUUUCGUUUACAUCAUUAAUCAUAGAAUAUAUCUUUUCCGUUGUUAUCAAUAUACGAAACACUGUCCUUUACAAAAGUCUUAAUUUUUGUCAAUCGUUUUUUGCAUUAAUUCCAUCAGAGAUAAAUGUCGUGAAUGGAUAGUUGAAAUUUUUGAAGUUUCAUAUUAUUUUAUUGUUGUUGGAUAAUCUUUGUUGUUUGAUUAUAUUUUCCUUGAAAAAGCUUGAACCAGAUUGCCAGGCGAAACGUUAAAAUUCAUUCGCUGAGAUUUUACAAAUAUAUUCUUCUUUUUAAUGUCUCAAAUGAACUCGGCGCCCAAAUAUUGUGAAACUAUUCGUUCAAAUUUAGACGAAAGUUCUUAUUUAUUGUUGAAUAAUCUGUUUGAAAACUUGAUAAAAUUUAAUGUCAUUUUAAAGAAGCAAUAUGUGAAGACCACAUAUACACUGAGAUUUUUAUAAAUUCUGGUCUAC
This is a messenger RNA of Schistosoma margrebowiei, 2170 nucleotides long. Lineage: Eukaryota; Metazoa; Platyhelminthes; Trematoda; Strigeidida; Schistosomatidae. The record is from the annotation of a GenBank genome assembly.